Molecule: messenger RNA, 879 nt
Organism: Gymnogyps californianus (California condor)
Lineage: Eukaryota; Metazoa; Chordata; Aves; Accipitriformes; Cathartidae
Gene: ITGB3BP
Product: integrin subunit beta 3 binding protein
Exons: 9
Coding region: 8-553 (181 amino acids)
Biological process (GO): CENP-A containing chromatin assembly; regulation of DNA-templated transcription
Cellular component (GO): nucleoplasm
Source: RefSeq, a predicted model, not a curated record
CGCCGCGAUGUCAGUUAAGAGAGCAUUAAAGUUGGACGCUGUUAAAAAAGAUAAUCCAUCUGAUGAAACACCUUUGAAGACCAAAAAGAAAAAUCUAAACUCUUACUCACCGACAACAGGAACACGCCAAAUGAGUCCAUUUUCGUCUCCCACGAGUCAUAAUGCACAAAAUCUCAGAAAUCACCCAUCAAAUGGAAAAGGAACUGAGCAGAACGAUUCAGAAAGCAGAUUAUCCAGAAGAGGGCAGCCUCAAACAGAGGAGGAUGCGUUCAUGGAAUUGCAGUCCAAAGUGAAAAGUUCAUUGGUUAGAAUUCUGAAAAUAAGAGCAAAUCUGACAAGCCUACAGGCUUUAGAGGGCAGUAGAGAGCUUGAAAAUAUUAUUGGUGUCUCGGACUUGUCUUGCGUCUUGAGUGCUGAAGUGCAGAAAACCCAAGUGCUAAUGAGUCAAGCAGAAGAACUGCAGCUGUUGAAAAGAAACCAUGGAAAACUUCCUGCCCGAGAGUAUGUUCAGACUGCCAGUAGCUCCGCGUUCCUGAAGUCGCUCCUUGACUGAGGCAUUAUGUGAAAAAUGCAUUCCACAGCAACCCAAAGUUCUACAUCUGCUUGACUGUACUUAAAAGGAGAGAAGAAAUGAGUGUAAACCUAUCUCCCCAGCAAAUACCAGUUCGGGAUUGCUCAUUGCGCUAGGCAGGUGCACAUCUAGAUAAAAUUUCUGGCAUCUGUUUAAACUUAACAAUGUGCACAACCAGAUAAUCUCAAUGUAAAUAAUACAUCAUGGUUGGCUUAUGCAAGCGUGUGUACAAAAUGCUGAUUUAGGUUUGCUGCUGCGUGGAAAAUAAAACUACAUUUUCCGUGUGUUCUUACUGCAAAUAGAGAAUU